CAUUCCUUCCGCUCAGCUCUAGCUGAAGAGAAGACUUCGUGCAGAUGUACCUCAGCAUGGGCUGUCUGCGCGAGUCCUCUCAAUCCUAACUUUUAUCGACAGGGCGUAAUUAUACUUCGGCGAAAGAAGACGACUCAUAAAUGGACAGCGUAAUACCAUAAUUACAUUCCGAAGCGAUACGUGGUAUAAAGUCAUCUGAGAAUUCAUCUUUUUUGUUUGUUUUUUCUUGUUUUUGAACAAGAGGGAAAAUGCCUGUAGCAACACUAUUGCCGUUUACGGCGACUCCGAGUAGGAAGUCUGCCAGCCCGACAUCCUUCAGACUCACAGAGAAAUUCAUUUUACUUUUAGUUUUUAGUGGGUUUAUCACUCUCUGUUUCGGGGCAAUCUUCUUCUUGCCGGACUCGUCCAAGCUGCUUAGCGGAGUCUUCUUCCACUCGUCCUCCGUGGAAAGCGACACCCGAACGGGCACUGAUAGUGACUCCAGCAUCGGGAUGGUGGACGACAAGAUCCUCGCUAAGAUACGGAAGGACCACGAGAAGGCUCUGAUCGAAGCCAAAGAAACGCUGCAGAAACGGCCCGACGAGAUAAAGGGCGACAUUGAAAACGAAAAGGCGAAUCUUGGCAAGAAUGUCCUGGCGAAAACGGGGAAAGGCGACAGUCUCCCUGCCAUCAAAUAUAUACAGCCCCCCGGAGCAACAGGGCACGAGCCUUCGGAUCCAGACACCCGGGAGAAAAGGGCGAAGAUCAAGGAGAUGAUGAAGUUCGCCUGGGAGAAAUAUAAGCAGUUUGCCUGGGGCUCCAAUGAGCUCCGGCCUGUGUCCAAACAGAGCCACUCCAGCAAUCUGUUUGGAAACAUCCAGGGAGCGACCAUCGUGGAUGCCCUCGACACGCUGUACAUCUUGGAGAUGUACCGGGAAUUUGAGGAAGCUACAGAGUGGGUUGAGAAGAACCUGGACUUCAAUGUGAAUGGCGAGGUCUCCGUCUUCGAGGUCAACAUCCGCUUUGUCGGUGGGCUCCUCUCUGCAUACUACCUGUCUGGGAAAGAGGUAUACAGGAAGAAGGCAGUAGAGCUGGGGGAGAAACUUCUGCCAGCCUUCAAGACCCCCACUGGCAUCCCCUGGGCGCUCCUGAACAUGAAAAGUGGCGUGGGCAGGAACUGGCCCUGGGCCUCCGGAGGAAGCAGCAUCCUGGCCGAAUACGGGACGCUACACCUCGAGUUCAUGCACCUCAGCCGUCUGUCGGGGAACCCUGUGUUUGCGGAAAAGGUCAUGAACAUCCGCAGGGUGCUGAACAGGCUGGACAAGCCCCAAGGCCUCUAUCCCAACUACCUGAACCCCAACAGCGGCCAUUGGGGGCAGCAUCACGUGUCCGUGGGCGGCCUGGGGGACAGUUUCUACGAGUACCUGCUGAAGGCCUGGCUCAUGUCUGACAAGACGGACGAGGAGGGCAGGAAGCUCUAUUAUGACGCUCUGCAGGCCAUCGAGACGAACCUGAUCCGGAAGUCGAGCGGGGGGCUCACCUACAUCGCUGAGUGGAAGGGGGGACUACUAGAGCACAAGAUGGGCCACCUCACUUGCUUUGCGGGGGGCAUGUUCGCCCUAGGGGCCGACGGGGCCCCCAACGACAAGACCGGCCACCAGAUGGAGCUAGCAGCUGAGAUCGCACGCACGUGCCAUGAGUCAUACGCUCGCACCGGGCUGAAGCUGGGGCCCGAAGCGUUCCGCUUCGAUGGCGGCGUGGAGGCCAUCGCCACACGGCAGAACGAGAAGUACUACAUCCUGCGGCCCGAGGUGAUCGAAACCUACAUGUACAUGUGGCGCUUCACCCACGAUCCCAAGUACAGGGAGUGGGGCUGGGAGGCUGUACAGGCCCUGGAGCAGCACUGCAAGGUGGAGGGGGGUUACAGUGGCGUGCGUGAUGUCUACAGCACCCGGCCGAACCACGAUGAUGUGCAGCAGAGCUUCUUCCUGGCAGAGACGCUCAAGUACCUUUAUCUGCUCUUCUCGGAGGAUGACCACUUGCCCUUCGAGCAUUGGGUGUUCAACACGGAAGCCCACCCACUGCCCAUCAUCAGACGGGAGAAGACGGACAAGCCUAACCCAAUGGAGUAACCCCUCCUCCACCCCCCCCCAACAUUUCUGCCUUGCUCCCCCACCCCCCGCACCUCACUCCCUGUGGCAGACAGAGGCUCCGCCUCCAUCUACCCGCAGUGGUGCCGGACCCAUGUCCACAUUUUUCCACUCAGCGAUUGGCUGACUACACAUCAGCCCUGCCAUUUCUGCCUCCAGCACAGAGGAACAUCCGCACUCUCACGAGUGCUCGCAUAAUCACCCUACUUCAGAGGACGCAGGCUGCAUGCUGCCCGUAUCACCACUGCACCGGCCCCCGCCCCCCCCCCUCCCCUCCAGGGGGGGCACAGUGGUUAACCCUCCUCUGUGAGGAGAACUGGAUGCUUUUUCGCUGUAAAGAUUCACCGUCGCAGAAAAGCCAUACAGAAGAGAAGAGAAAGCUUUAUCAUAUUCAGAGGCGAGGCUCGUCUGUCAGUGUGCUGUCUUUGUUCCGCUCAUGUCGAUGUUACUGGGUCACUUAAAGGUCUUGCAUUGCUAAAGGAAACAUGGGGUUCUGUUUUAAUAAUGAUAUUUAAUGUUCAGCUGUUAUAUCCAGUCAGAUUAAGAUAGUGCCUUUAGUCUAAAACGGUGUGUAAAAUAAGCAGUUAUACAAAUCCUGAGCAUUUUAAUUUAUUUCUGGCAGAGUUUAUGUACGUGUAAUCGACGCUUUUGAGUUUGCCGAUGCCAUGGCCUUGACCACACUGCCAUCUGCUGGUGACAGUCGCGUGGUUCCGUCGUCGCGUGCUGGGUAGACAGGCUCUAGGCAUAUUUGAUCAAUGUCUCCCCGUAAAAUGGAUUGAGUGGACCUGUGUUAACUUCCCAUUAAAUUGACCAAAUGCAUUUAAGACCUUCCUUUUAUUUGGUCUUGGAUAUUCUACCUUUUGUGUUUUUUGUUUUUUGCUCUAUUUAGAGUAGCAGAUGAAAUACCGCAGGGUUUAUGGAAGAGGUGAAUUUUGUGAAUUAUUAUAAUGUUUUAUUAUCUUAAACCAAAUGGCUUUUCUCGGCCAUGGGGUUUCCCACAGUGACCUCCACGGAAACCGUACAGCACUUGCUUGUUGCUGAUGAGUGACUGAGUCCAUCGGCGAACGAGUCCUAUGAAUGUACCAACAAAUGUGAAGCUAAUUUGCCCUCCUUGCUUUACUUUUGUCCUCCUUUUUUUCCUGGAAAGCACAAAGCGAUGAAACGGCACGUCCGUGUAGAUCUGUACGGGAAGGAGAGGCCACCCAUGGGCUUAAAAGAAAAGAUGCAAGAAGCGUGUGAUCUGGCAUCUUCUGUCCGGGCUGGGAUCUCCUGCACGGCCACUCACCCCUUUUGCACUGGAUAAAGUACUUAUUAUAUAAUUAUUUGGUCUUAAUUGGUUUUCUUUAAUCCUCAUGGGGUACACUGCAGCUCUGCUCUCCCAGGCGUGACGCGUACAGCCUGUCCUAGACCUCCCGUCGUCGUCUCGCCUGUGCGGGUUGCGGGUGCAGGCGGGACCGCGAGCCGCGCCCUGUUCAUUGUACGGCCUGACAGAAGGCCGGGUAUCCAUGGGAUUUACGGGAAAUUCCGCAAGACUGAGCGUGCUCCCAAAGUUACAACGAAAUUAAUAAUAAACGCUGACGCCGAAUAAUUAUUUGUUCUGACUGCAGAGCUUGUUUCACAUGACAUUAGUGUUACGGUUCCCUCGCCUGCUAUGCUGUAUUGAUGCAUUAGGGGAGGACCCACAAGCGACUCGGACUGAGGGGAAACGGGCCCGGUGGUCGGUCAGCCUAAUCCAUUAGCAACGGCGUUCAUGCGUUCAGGAGCUGUGGCGUUUACUUUUGUGGAGGCGGACUGGCCUCAGCAGGAGGAGGAGCCAGUUUUAAGUGUAAAACUGGGGAUUGUAAAAGUGACACGUACAAUGGCCUGUCCUUUCCUGCGUCUUCCAGUCUGCAGACUAGAAGAUCCGCAAUGUGCCGACGGUCUUGCGUUCCAAUGCCUUUUUCCCGUGACACUCUUGUUGUUGGAUUUGUUGAGAAUAGAAACCUCAAGAAGUGACUGUACUUUACUGUAGAUAAUCAUUCCAUUGCACAUAUUUUUUUUUUUUUCAAUUUUAUGCAAUUAAUUUUAUUGGGAGACUUCUGUUUUGUUUUGUGGUUUUAAAAUGUAAAUAUUCAGUAUGGCAAGUACGCCAUUCUCUACAUUUAUAUAAAUCUAAGAACUUAUGGAAUAAAUGAUUAAUGAGCAGCAAAAUUUUUAAUAAAUUAUAUUUGUUACACUUCUAUUGGGAAUAAAAACAAAUUUCUAUA
Brienomyrus brachyistius is the source of this 4375-nucleotide messenger RNA. It is a transcript of the gene man1a1, whose product is annotated as mannosidase, alpha, class 1A, member 1. The coding region runs from base 249 to 2111 and encodes 620 amino acids. Gene Ontology annotation, cellular component: Golgi membrane; extracellular exosome; endoplasmic reticulum. Gene Ontology annotation, biological process: N-glycan processing; carbohydrate metabolic process. Gene Ontology annotation, molecular function: calcium ion binding; mannosyl-oligosaccharide 1,2-alpha-mannosidase activity. The transcript is spliced from 12 exons. NCBI's taxonomy places the organism in Eukaryota, Metazoa, Chordata, Actinopteri, Osteoglossiformes, Mormyridae. The record is from RefSeq and is a predicted model, not a curated record.